Messenger RNA from Medioppia subpectinata, 1575 nucleotides. Lineage: Eukaryota; Metazoa; Arthropoda; Arachnida; Sarcoptiformes; Oppiidae. The record is from the annotation of a GenBank genome assembly.
ACCACAUUGGGAUCGUCGAGACUAUUGUUGGCGCUAUUCAAACAGCACUCAUCGAACGGACUGUAUAUACUCGACAUAUUCAUGCCAUUCACGCCCGACAACCCCGUAGACGACGAGUCUGUGGGCAAUGUCUCCAGCGGUGGCAACAUGUUUGAAUUGCACCAAGGUACUCAUAUACUGCAAUCAUUGGAUGGCUUUGCGUUUGCAUUGGGACACGACGGACGCUUCCUAUACAUCUCAGAGACCGUCUCUAUCUAUUUAGGACUGAGUCAAGUCGAGAUGACAGGUUCGAGUGUUUUUGAUUAUACCCAUCAACAGGAUCAUGCUGAAUUGGCCGAACAACUAGGUCUAAACGUGAGCGCAUCGGUGAGCCAUCAGUUGUCAUCGUCACCACUGCCACCGGCAUCUGUGGGCUCGUCGGCCAGCAAUGAGUCCGAUUCCGGGACACCGUAUAGUAAUUCACACUCACAUAUAACGACCACCGGAUCUAAUGACACAAUGGAGAGACAGUUUUGCAUUCGCAUGAAGUCGACGCUCACCAAAAGGGGUUGUCAGCACUUCAAGUCCAGUGGCUAUCGUUGCGUACAUAUCGUCUCACAUCUGAGGCCCGAAACGCCUUCCCAACAGCACACGAGGCGUGAGGCGAGCGGCGGGUCCACCAAAAUCAUCGGAAUGGUUGCCGUCGCCAUCGCAUUGCCGCCGCCCUCUAUCAAUGAGCUUAGACUCGAGUCCGAUAUGUUUGUCACACGACUUGGCCUCGACUUUAGAAUAGCCCACUGCGAGCCCAGGGUAUCAGAUUUGUUGAAUUACACGUCGGAUGAGUUGACGGGCCGUAACAUGUAUUCACUAAUUCACGGACAGGACGUCAUUCACAUUCGCAAAAGUCAUUUAGAUUUGAUACAUAAGGGACAGGUUAUGACCAAUUACUACCGGUUCAUCAAUAAGACCGGUGGUUACACGUGGGUCCAGACGUGCGCUACACUAAUCUCCACCAACACGUCCACUGCCAAUAAGGGUUCGGGCGGUACGACCAGCACAACACCCACACCCACCUCCUCGUCCACCAACAGCGCGCCCGACGAUCACGAACAGAGCAUUAUUUGUGUCAAUUAUGUCUUAAGUGCUGUCGAGUUCAACGAUGUAGUGAUGGACACGAGUCAACUAAACGGAGGUCUGGUGGCCAUCACUCCGCCCACACCUCCCGUUAUCUCAUCGCUCAACAAACGAAACAAUCACUCAAUUAAGAGGUCUCUAUCGUCGACGCCGUCGCCUGAGUCGUCGUCGAUGGCCACAACUCACCCGAACUCCCAGUUAAGUCAUUCCCAACAGACGAGUGUUGACCACAACUCGCAUCCGCAACACGUCUCGCACAUUAGUCCCGCGCCUCCGCCGCCGCCACCGGCGCCGCAACCGGUGGUCGCAGUGACGCAAACCAAUGGCUCGACCGGCAGUUCUCCCGUCGACGCGAUCGCCAGCGAAAGUGCCAAAAGACGGCGAUUCAACUCUAGUCCAGUGCGGCCGUGGAAGUCGCCCUCUCCUCCCCCUCCCANNNNACGGGAGGUGUGGGCGGAGUGA